AAUAGUCGGAGAAUGAUGUUUUUCUGGUCGGUGCAGAAGGCAGAAGCACACAAGAGGCCUAAACGCGCCGCUGCUGGGAGAACCCGGAUGUUUUUCAGCGCUGGCUUUUAUUUUGAAGGAUUCAGAACGGAAGUGAACUUUCCCUCGAUUAAAUGAAAUAAGUUGGGUGUGUGUUAACGCUUUUAUCUCCCUGGCAUUAGACAUCAGUCAUAUUUAGGAGUGGACCAUGUCCAGACUGAAACAGGCGGAUAAAGUGGACAGUCUUGCGGGCUUUCGGACGACGAAGCCCGAGCCAACAGUUCCUCUCGGUCUGCUGAAAGCCGCCAGGAAAAGCGGUCAGCUCAACCUGUCCGGUCGACGGUUAACAGAAGUCCCUCAGAAUGUCUAUCGUCUAAACAUGGACACGCCAGAGGAGGCGCAGGAUGUGUCCUUCGGUGGAUCGGAUCGCUGGUGGGAGCAGACUGACCUCACUAAACUGUUGCUGUCCUCCAAUCUGCUGACUCAGCUGUCUGAUGAUGUACGCCUGUUGUCUGGACUCACUACACUGGAUCUCCACGACAACCAGCUGAGCAGUUUACCCAGUACACUUGGAGAACUUAAGGGGCUGCAGCAGCUUCGACUCAGCCAUAACCAGCUGUCAUCACUGCCACGGGAGCUGUUCACCCUGAAGAACCUCUGCAGCCUCUCACUGCAGCAGAACCUGCUGGAGGACCUGCCAGAGGAACUGGGACAGCUGGAGAACCUCACAGAGCUGGAUCUGUCCAACAAUCGUCUGAAGGAGCUGCCCUCCAGUCUGAGCUGUCUGACAAAUCUGCAGAAAGUGAGCCUGCACCACAACAAGCUCACCUCCCUACCCGAGGGCGUGUCUCACCUCAGAAAAGUUAAAGUCCUGGACUGUAGCAGCAAUCAGCUUUUUGACAUUCCUGCCAGCCUAUCGGGGAUGCUGUCUCUGGAGCAGCUGUACCUCAGACACAACAAGCUGAGCCGGCUGCCUCAACUUCAUGCUCCAGCACUGAAAGAGUUGUAUGUAGGGAACAACCUAAUUGAGCUGUUGGACACAGAGCAGCUGGCCAGCUUCACAUCCAUAUCUCAUCUAGAACUGAGAGACAACAAGAUCAGAACGCUUCCGGAGCAGAUCCCUGUGCUGCCCGAGCUGACCCGCCUGGACCUGACUAACAAUGACAUCAGCACUCUUCCGGCGUCACUCAGCCUGCUGCCCAACAUGAAGGUGUUACUCCUGGAGGGAAACCCUCUGAGAGGAAUAAGGAGAGACCUCCUUACUAAAGGAACCAGUGAACUUCUCAAGUAUCUCAGAGGAAGAAUUAAAGAGGACCCUGAGAAGGCAGAUGAAAGUCAAACAGCUAUGACGUUACCCUCCAUGGCGAGAGUCAAUGUCCAUAACAUCAAAACUCUGAGGACACUGGAGUACAGUGACAAACAUGCAGACAGCAUACCAGAUGAGCUGUUCGAUGCUGCAUCAGAUCAAGGCAUUACCACCAUCAACUUCAGCAAGAACCAGCUCAAGGCCACACCUCCCAGACUGAUGGAGCUCCAGGCCUCAGUGUCAGACCUCAAUCUGGGCUUCAACAAGCUGACUGACUGUUCUGACAUCUGCAAGUUACUGCAGCUCACACACAUCGACCUCAGGAAUAACCAGCUGAGUGAUUUACCAUCUGAAAUGAAGAACCUCACUAAGCUACGUUCCAUCAUUCUGAGUUACAACAGACUCAAGUCAUUUCCUGAAGUCCUAUAUGAGGUCCUCUCUCUUGAGACAGUGUUGCUAGGAAACAACCAGGUGUGUGUGGUGGAUCCAGGACGUCUGAUGAAACUGGCUUGUCUGACAACGUUAGAUCUAUCAAACAACGACCUGCUGAACAUCCCUCCUGAGCUGGGCUUGUGCACCAGCCUCAGGUGCCUGAGUCUGGAGGGGAACCCGUUCCGCACUCCCAGAGCAGCCAUUGUGUCCAAAGGAACUGAUGCAGUAUUGGAGUACCUGCGCAGCCGCAUACCCGCCUGACUCUGAACUCGGCUGGGGUUUCACCAACACGACCAACAAGAAUAUCACUGUACAGCUGCUGAACAAUGAAGAAUUUCACCUCCAUGUGGACUGUAGAAGAAUAGUGUUUGUGUUCAGUGAAAUAUUGGUAUUAAAGUUGAUGCCCUUGUCUGACCAAAAACUACUUGGAAAGGUGCUUUUCCUAACAAAGUUGUUUACAACAUCCG
Molecule: messenger RNA, 2223 nt
Organism: Nothobranchius furzeri (turquoise killifish)
Lineage: Eukaryota; Metazoa; Chordata; Actinopteri; Cyprinodontiformes; Nothobranchiidae
Gene: lrrc40
Product: leucine rich repeat containing 40
Molecular function (GO): protein binding
Source: RefSeq, a predicted model, not a curated record